AAAAGAGAGAGACGAGAACCCAGAAGGACAAAACAAGAUUCAGACAUUUCAACAGACAUUUCUCUUUGAUAUACAGGUGUUUGUGUGAUUGAGUGCCAUUAUGACUGGACUGACCGUGCUUUGGUCUCUUCUGGCUCUGCUCUGUACUGUCCUGCCGUCGUCUGCUGCUCAGGGCAGCUGUGUGGGCAGAUGUGGAGAGCAGUUCAGCCGUGGACACAUCUGCAACUGUGAUUACAACUGUUUUGUUCAUGGCGAGUGCUGCAAGGAUUUUGAGGACAUCUGCACCGCCAGUGAGUCCUGCAGAGGUCGCUGUGGUGAGCCGUUCCGCCGUGGCCGUCAGUGUGAGUGUGAUUCUGGCUGUGUUCUCCACAACUCCUGCUGCCCAGACUACAGCACACACUGCGAUGCUUUCUCCCAUUUGCAAGCUCCAAGAAGCUCCAAACCAAACAAACCAGCAGAUUAUACUGAGGAGUGUAUUGCAGCAUGUCUUGCAGCUCAGCAAAACCCAGAUGUGAUGAGAUAUGGGAGUGGACUGAAUAAUUUGAUGACUCCAUCUGCCUCUCCGUUCCUUGCUGGUGAUGUGUCUCAGGACGGCCCCUAUACUCCUCUGUCCGCCUCUGACAUCCCUGGUUUGUCUUCCAGUCCUUCUGAAUUUCAUCUGGCAGAAUCGGAUGCUGCUGCUCCCCUCCAGCCAGCAGGGGCUUCCUCUGAGAAUCCACAAGCUGUACCGGUGCAGGUGUCUCUCUCCAUCAGCGGGCAAGCAGACAGGCCAUCCAGCAGUUCAGGCAGACCCAGCAUUCCUGCAGACAUCGCUCAGGCUCCAGCGGACAGCAGCCCUGCUGGACCAGGGCUCAAUCUCUGCAGUGGAGUUGUCAUUGAUGGAAUGGCUGCUCUUUUCAACGGCUCCAUUAUUGUUUUCAGAGGUCACUUUUUCUGGCUGCUGAACCCCAAGACCAGAAGGGCUGGUCCUGCUCGCAGAAUCACUGAAGAACUAGGCGUCCCGUCACCCAUUGACACGGCCUUCACACGCUGCAACUGCCAGGGCAAGACCUACAUCAUCAAGGGUGACAGUUACUGGAGUUUUGAGAAUGGGGUUUUGGAGUCUGGAUAUCCAAGAUCUGUGUCGCAAGAUUUCGGUGGGCUCAGCGGUGACAUCACUGCUGCUCUCCCAGUCCCAGCCACCAGAAAGAGGCCCGAAUCGGUCUACUUCUUCAAGAAAGGGGGUAAAGUUCAGAAACUCUCUUUUCCUCCUGGAAGUGGACCAAAUUGCAGUGGGAAGAGGUCUAAAAAUGCUGACAAGCCCUCCAAAAAUGGCAAACAAGCAGAAAUCCAGCUAUCAGGGGAGAUCAACAUCAAGCUGAAAAUGAAGGGUUUUCCCAGUGCUGUGUCAUCAGCAGUGUCCAUGCCCAACCCCAGGAAGUCUGAUGGCUUCGAUUACCUUGUUUUCUCCUGGCCUAAAGUCUUGAACGUCAAGAUUAGCGGUGAUCUGCCUGCUUUGACUGCUCCUGCCAGCCACUCGUCACAGCAGAAUGACAUCACCAAGUGGCUCCACUGCGCCUAAAACUCCAGCGAUAAACAAACCGCGCCAGCAGCUGCUCUGCGAGAAUGAUUCUCCAUUUAUUAGCAAAACAUAGCAUCAGGAUGAUUACUCACAAAAUAUAAAAUAACAAAUCUAAAGCAAUGAUUUCAAGCACACUGAAACCAAACAUUAAACAUAAAACAGCAGUGAGCUGAUGGUUUUGAAGAGUCACGGAUGUGAGCUCAGUGUUUCUGCCGGGCAGACGCUGGAAAUGCAGCUGGAUUUAGAAAGGGGAGCCUCUGCUGAGCCCUCGACCCCGACCUCCACGAGGAAAACCUACAAGAAAAAAUUAAAACCAAGAUAUUUUUUUUUCCACAAGUUUUCUCCAAAACAAAUCUGAAAGCUUCUGUAUGCAUUUACAAUAUUCUCUGCUUCAUUAAAACUCAGAAAAGCUUUCAAAUGCA
Molecule: messenger RNA, 1983 nt
Organism: Danio rerio (zebrafish)
Lineage: Eukaryota; Metazoa; Chordata; Actinopteri; Cypriniformes; Danionidae
Source: RefSeq, a predicted model, not a curated record